Ceratina calcarata is the source of this 2834-nucleotide messenger RNA. RefSeq lists its product as uncharacterized. NCBI's taxonomy places the organism in Eukaryota, Metazoa, Arthropoda, Insecta, Hymenoptera, Apidae. The transcript has 6 exons. The record is from RefSeq and is a predicted model, not a curated record. The coding region runs from base 639 to 2747 and encodes 702 amino acids.
AACCGUGUGUAGGACAUUUAUACGUAAUAUCUGACUAAUUGAAGACGACGCGUGUACUUGGCCACCGUCCAACGCUCGCUUUCGCUUAAACGGCGGAACUUUCGAAGCGUAUAACUCAGUCAGAAACCAUUCUUCUUCUAUUAAUUGAGAGUUUUUAACCGCGAGCAGUUAUUUCGUUUCAUUGAUUAUGAGGACUAGGCGUCUCAAACUUGCCUAUUUCUUUAUAGUUUCAUGAAAAGGUCAAUUUUUUACGGGUGACACGGCCCAUCGGUAACUUUUAGUGUCACCCAUGUUUGGGUGGCAAUUAAAGUGUUGAGCGACUUGAAGUACAGUAACUUGAAAUGAAGCGUGACAAAAGUUGAUCGACGCGAAGCGAGCGUCGAUCGUCGCUUUCUGCGAACCUUUCUCAGGGAUAUGUCAACAACGUGUCGUAGGAAUCGCGCUUGAGAAGGCCUGAUUCCGUUUGCGUGUUUUCCGUACGGCAUUACGUAUAACGAGCAAUCGCGAGUAGUAGUGCCAAUCGUGGAAUUAACAUGCACCCGCACAGUGCAGUACGAGCUUGAAACCAUCGUUAACAAGUUACACGCCGAUUCAAUGGCACCAGCACUAAUCUGUCGAUCGAUACACCUUGCGGAGGAAUGCUGCUAACUUUAUUCAGGUUGACCAUGAUCGUUCCGCUACUAAUCAGCGCAGUUUACCAAGUCGAAGCCAACCGCGAAAAAUUAUCGUUCGUUCCGUCGAAGGAAAGCAAAUCAGUGGAUGAAUCGCGUUUGACGCAAAGUGCUGCCCUUUCGAACCAGGAUUCCAUUUCCGAAGAUAAUGAUUCGGAGUUCGAGGAGGAGGUACGCAAGGUGGAUAAUGAACGAGAGAUGAGAUCGGGUCGAAAUAGCGUCGGUUCGGCGGAGAACAGAUUCGCGAGGUCCGAGGGUGGUAAUAGAGGGUUGGCGCACAAGAUGGCCAAGGACGCGCUCAAAUCGCCGAAGAUGCAGGAGACGAUGAGAAGACUGUCGCACGUGAAAUCGCCAAAGGGGAUCCUGCACGCGUCGGUGAAAGUGCCUGGAGUGAAGAUCGGCCCGAAGAUCACCGAGGAUGGGAGGCGCAGCAAGGACGCGAGGCACAAGGGACGGAGGAAGAAGAAGAGAAAAAGGCACCACCGAAAAUUCAGAACGCAACACGCCGGCUCGUUAAAGAGGGGAUCCUCUAAGAAUCAUCCGAGAAUUGAGCGUUUGUUAAGACGAGAUCCGCGAGUACUUGGGGCUGACGAUCCGACGCUCGGUUACCAGACUAAUUACGGGUCGCCGGAUGAUUAUCGGAACGAAAAUUACGACGCCUCGUAUCCGGUGAACGCGGCGGCUUCGGGGCAAGUGCCCGGGGACAACGACGUUCCCGAGUCACGGUAUAACGACGAUUUCGAGCCGAUCAACACGAAAAUUUACGACCCGAAUGAAGUCCAACAGCCGUCUGAACAGGAGAUUCCCGAUCGUUUGAAUUAUUUAAAUCAAUACGAGAUACCGGAACAUUUGCAAAGCUUGAGCCCGAGCGAGCCUGUGGACACGGAUAUAAACGAAGCUGUCGAACCGCAACCUCCUCAAUUGCAAACUUUCAACUACCAACCGGAAGCGAUUCUACCACCGGCUGACGAUUUUCAACAGAAUAUCGCGAAUCAACCGUCGUUGGAGAACGUGAGAGUUCCGAGUUUGAAAGAAGAGGACGCGGAAUUCCGCACGCAGCCGAGUUACACGCCGCUCCAAUUGUACGGGAAUCAUGACGAAGCGGAUGAAGCGUUGAGAAAUUAUCUGAUACAAUCGAAGUACAAUUAUCCAUCGAUUAACAUGCCUAACGCUAUGGAUGAACCUCUCGGUAAAAUCUUAGAGUCGCUUGGGAUUAAUGUGAACGGCGGCGGUUCGAAUAGUUUCAACCAAAAUCCGAGUUUGAGUGAAGGCGUGAAUCAUCAGAUCACGCCUUACGCGUUGGAACACUUGAUAAGUCCCAAUUAUUUGAAGAAGAAGCCGCAGAAAGAGAUUAGCAAUUAUUACGAGGGUAAUAACGCGAGGGGAUCUGAAUUCGAGGCAAACAGACUGAGGAAUCGUAACAAUAUUAGGGAGGGCUAUCUGAGGAGGCACUCGCAGAAUGGGGAAUACGGUGACGAUAUUCUGAAGCAACUGGAAGAGGAGAGACGUCCUACGCACAAUAUGAAUAUUUCCAUCGCGGUUCAUGACACGAAAGAAGUCGCUAAUCAAAUACUCGAUACCAUAAUGGAGGAGCUGGAGGAACUGAAGGCGGAUAAGUCGAAAAAUAAUAAGAGAGAAGGCUUACCUUGCCGUUUGUCAGGGUCCUGGUCAACAGCUCAGGCUGGCGUGAAGAUGGAUAUGAAGGUUGUGAAUCGCACGAUAACCGUGACGCUCUCAGAGCUAACGGGACAGCCUCUCCACGAAAGCUUGCUGAACGCAACCUGGAACAUAUCCGGUCACGUCCCGUUCAAACGUGGUGCGCCGUUCAGCCUGACUGCCAUUGAUAACUCGACUAGUUCCAUAGCCGUGUUUGUCGGUUCCUGCAAAGUAUGCCAAGGUGUCGAUACCAUUGCGGGCGUUUGGUCGAUCGCCCGGCAGCCGAAGGGUUGCAGAGACUUUCAAGUAGCGACCACCGUCUUCAACGAUAUCUUCCGUAAAUCGAAAUUGUCCAGUCUGAAGGAGAAAGGCGCGAAUUCGACUGAUAACACAACGAAGCACGAGAAGAGAAAAAGCUAGGAAAAAUUCUGGAGAUCUCCCGAAACGUAUGACACGGAAAAAGCGACCUGAGUCGGGGUGAAGGGGAACGUUGGAAUCCAAGUGGAC